Penicillium digitatum Pd1 is the source of this 1329-nucleotide messenger RNA. Lineage: Eukaryota; Fungi; Ascomycota; Eurotiomycetes; Eurotiales; Aspergillaceae. The record is from RefSeq and is a predicted model, not a curated record.
AUGCCUCUGUCAGAUCUAGACCAGGACAUCACACCUAUCCCCCGUUCGCGGGAGGAGAACCAAGAGAGAGCCUUCAUCGCUGCGUCCCGGCGAAAGGAUCGCAGCUUAGAUGCCCGUUUGGAAUCUGCAAACCGGGCUUCUAUGCUGCAUAAGAAGCGCACGGGCAAAGCCUUCCAUAUCACCAAGGAGAUCGUGGAGAAAGAAGCCAUGUAUGAAGAGGUCGAUGAGCGGUAUCAAGAAAAACGCAUCCUCAUGCUGCAACGCCAAAACGAGCAAAUCGAAGACCAAUUCAAAAACCAUCUACUGGCCGCCUUUGCAGCCCGCGCUCAAUUCAAUGCAUCCUCCAUCCACAGCCGGCGAGCAAGCCACAUGACCCCACGCCCAUCAGUAAAUGGAGUUAAUUGUGGCGGGCCACGCAAGAUGAGCCUGGAUCUUUCCAAUCUCCGCUCUUCCUUCUCCCAGGGUCCAGGAUCUAUGGCAAGCCCAAUGGCAACAGGUGAUGGGUACGUACUAUCGCCCACAGCAUCAUAUGACCCCAGUGCCCAGUCCUACCCGGCGUACAUGAACGGUUCGCAGACGCCAUACUCCGAUAUGUUCUCUGCCUCAACAGGGGCGCCGUCGGGGCAACUUCCGGCCUACAUGCACCAACAAGCCUCAGCACCAGCCUGGAACUCACAAGUACCCGCGUGGGCCGCGAUGCAACAGCACAACCCAACCCCUGCGCAAACCCCCACAGAAACGCACGCCGUGCAAAUGUGGCAGCAGCAAAUGAUGCAGCAGGCCCAGAUGCCUGACUCGGCAACCCAAAUGCAUCAGUUCAGAGAUCGCCUAGCGUCCGCACCGGAGUUGCCUCUGCAGCAUACAGCGGCUCCACCCAUUUCUUCAGCAUCCAUGUCUGGCCCCACCGGCCACGGCCCUACCCAUGGUCACUCGCGCGGCCAGUCCCAGCCAUCGAAUAACUUCCACAAUCUCAACCUCCUUACCCAGAGCACAAGCAUUUCUCACCCCCAGAAGGCCCCAUCCAGUCUAAGCUCUCCUAAGUUCGAGGCCCUCUCGGCCGGCACUCACUCCACGCCGGACUUCUGUCCGACUCCCAGCACCCCGCUGUCUCCAACGUCUGCUACGGUGCAUGCUACCAUGUCACAGGGUGGGAAGGUGGACGGUGAUGGCAUUAUGGUCUCCCAUGAGGGGCUGGACCCUGACUUCACAGAUUUCAGUCAGUUUGCUUUCCACUUGGGUAAUUCGACUGUUCCGCUUUCUGAUCGUGAUCAGCCCUUUGGCUUUGAUGACCUGCUCGCUGUUGAUGAUUUCACCAGCGUCUCUUGUUAA